AUCGAGUUCAAGUCUCAAUAUGAAGCUCCUUAUUGCGUUGGCCCUGGUGGGUUUUGUUGCUGGUGGAGUCAUAGACGCCCCCGCCGACUCGGUGAUUGAGCUCGACUACCACAACAAGAUCGGAAUCCCGCUGGCCGAGCGCUUGAAGGCUGCUGAGGAGGCUCUGGACUUCGAUGGAUCCAGGAUUGUGGGCGGGGGCUCUGCCUCUCAAGGACAGUACCCCUAUACCGGAGGUCUCCUGAUCGAGCUCACCACCGGUGGCACAUCCGUCUGCGGUUCCUCCCUCCUGACCCACACCCGCGGUGUAACCGCCGCCCACUGCUGGCGCACUCUCUUCUCUUCCGCUCGCUCCUUCACGGUCGUCUAUGGCUCCACUCUGCUCUUCUCUGGCGGCACCAGGGUCUACACCACCGAUGUUGAGAUGCACGCCAACUACAACAUGAUCACUUUGGUCAAUGACAUCGCUAUCAUCAGGCUUCCGUGGGUCACCUACAGCAACACCGUCCAGCCCAUCGCCCUCGCCACCGGCAGCUCGGACUUCGUUGGCACCUGGGCCUGGGCCUCCGGCUGGGGUCAUACCCGUGAUGGUGGCUCCAUCACCACCAGCCAGUUCCUGUCGCACGUGAACGUGCAGGUGGUCUCCAAUUCCGUGUGCGCGGCCACCUACGGCACUGGCACCGUGCAGUCCACCACCAUCUGUAUCGCCACCACCGGUGGUCGUGGUACCUGCAGUGGGGACUCUGGUGGCCCCCUGGCUAACGCCGCUAACAACCAACUGAUCGGUGUGACCUCCUUCGGACACCGCGACGGUUGCCAGGUCGGUCACCCCGCCGGCUUCGCCCGCGUCACUGCCUUCGCUUCCUGGCUCCAGGCUCGCCUGUAAACUGACCACAGGCUACCGCUUACCAUCAGGCUCCAGACUAGGCUAUACCGCUUACCAUCAAGCGACUCCACCGGCGAUGUUAAAAGUUCUCGUCAGCUGUAAUCGCGGGUGGAAUUCAGAAUAAAUAUUUAUUCAUAGAAAAA
Leguminivora glycinivorella is the source of this 1026-nucleotide messenger RNA. RefSeq names its product trypsin alpha-3-like. The record is from RefSeq and is a predicted model, not a curated record. Lineage: Eukaryota; Metazoa; Arthropoda; Insecta; Lepidoptera; Tortricidae. The transcript is spliced from 5 exons. The coding region runs from base 20 to 883 and encodes 287 amino acids. Gene Ontology annotation, molecular function: serine-type endopeptidase activity. Gene Ontology annotation, biological process: proteolysis.